AUGACUGCUACCGCUACUCGUACCGGACGCUGGGGGCAGGAACGCCGCCUUGAAUUUAUCGAUUUUCGGCUGCUGUGGGAGCGAAAACUCAAUCGCUCAGACCUGACCAUUUUUUUUGGGAUUUCUGUUCCUCAGGCCUCAUUGGAUUUCGCGACCUAUCAGGAACUCGCCCCUGACAACAUGGCCUAUGACCGAACGCUGAAAGCGUACGUGGCAGGCCCUGACUUCAAACCCGUCCUGACGAACCCGGAUCCAGCGCACUAUCUAAAUGAGCUACUGCAGCGUGGCAUUGGCAAUAUCGCCCCAACAGAUAGUUUCAUCGGUUGGGCGCCCCCAGUGGCGAGCCUACCGUCCCCCAUGAGGCAGGUUGAUCAACAGAUCCUGAUCAAGCUGAUCAGGGCGCUCCAGGCAGGCGAGGCAGUGGAUGUCGACUAUCGGUCAAUGACCAAUUUCGACGAGCCAGCUGUUCGGACGAUCUUCCCCACAUCGUUCGCCCAUGACGGCUUUCGUUGGCACACCCGCGCCUUCUGCUUCAAGUCAGGGAUAUUCAAGGAUUUCGUUUUGGGUCGCAUCAAUGCCCUGAAGGCUUCGUUCGCCCCUCCUUCAGAGGUGCCAGAGGACGUUGAAUGGGAGACCUUCAUCGAUGUGGUGAUCGGCCCGAAUCCGAGCUACCCACCACAAAAGCAAACGGCGAUCGAGCACGAUUACCAGAUGGUGAAUGGCGAAGCUCGACUUAGGGCUCGCAAGCCACAGUUGUAUUACCUAAACCGCCGGCUGAACCUGAACGUGAAGCCAGGCGACCCGGUCAGUGAGCAUCAGCAAAUUGUGAUGCUUCGGAUUGAGAAUGCUCACAAGGAGUCAGCAGCAGAUGAG
This is a messenger RNA of Mesorhabditis spiculigera, 873 nucleotides long. The record is from the annotation of a GenBank genome assembly. NCBI's taxonomy places the organism in Eukaryota, Metazoa, Nematoda, Chromadorea, Rhabditida, Rhabditidae.